UGUUUCUUUUCUCGCAUGGCUGGAGCAAAGGACCUCGCUAAUCCGUGCCCCUGCUGCCGUGCAUGCAGUGCAAUGUGAAGGAGGGAGGUAGGCAGGCAUGCGUCGCUGUCUCUGCCCCCAGCCCUUGUGCCCUCCUGCUGCCUCUCUCUCCCCCCAACUCUUGUGCUCCCCCCUCUCCCUCUGGCUCUGACGCCGCUGCACGAAACCUUUAUGGCUUCAGAGCUCAGCCGCAUUCAAUGGCCAUCGUCCGUGGUACUACUGGCACACCACACCACUGUAGAUAGACAGGGCCAACCCCUCCCUCAACCUCUCCCUCUCUCUCUCUCUGUGGACCAUUUAUUCCCAGCACCACAGCUACAAGGAACCCCUGCCCAUGUGAGCGCGAUCCUUGAUAUAAGUAGCAGGCUAGCGGUACCCUACCCGGCUGCUUCCCUCAUUCAUUCAUCAGUGAGUGCUUAGCUACCACCGAGCUUCAGUCGAGCCGAUCGAGCUGAAUCCCUUCCCCCAUGAAGCUCCUGCUCCUUUACUCCUCGCUUCUGCUUCUCCUUUUGCUAUCCCCCCAGGGCCUAGCCUCUACUCAAGGUAGAGGGCCGAUGCAUUACCAGCUCAAGGAGCCAGCUUCAAAGGUGGUGGAGGGCGCGGAGGCGAUGUCGGCGGUGAGGAUCGGGUCGAGGCCGCCGCGGUGCGAGGGGAGGUGCGCCCUGUGCGGCCGGUGCGAGGCGGUGCAGGUGCCGGUGGCGCCGCGGGACAAGGGGGGGAGCCACUUCCGCCUGUCCGGGGCCUUCGGCGGCGACGACGACGAGGGCUCCACCAACUACAAGCCGCUCAACUGGAAGUGCCGGUGCGCCGACAGGAGGCCGAUCCUCAACCCGUGAUCGACCGAGGCAGCUAGCUGUUUUCUCCUGAAGAAGAUGUUUGAUGAGCUUCCAGCAUCUUUGAUCCAUCCCAUCACAUGGCUACUGUAAGUUGUUGGGAGAAGCCGCAGGUGCAAGGUGUAGCUGUUGGGAGAAGUUUUGGUCAGUUUAGGCAUAGAGUUUAUGAUGAUGAUGCUGAACGAUCCACCACAUACUACUACCAGUAGUUUGGAGCCGGUGUUGCACUAAUUAAUCCAAGGAGCUAGCUAAGGUGUGAUGUUAAGUAGUUCCUGCUGAGUAGUAUAAGUAUAUUGUAUAAACUUUGUGGUGUAAUUAAGGGAGUGAUAUCAUUUUGCAUUGUCGUUUU
Triticum dicoccoides is the source of this 1221-nucleotide messenger RNA. Its product is annotated as EPIDERMAL PATTERNING FACTOR-like protein 2. Bases 507 to 875 code for a protein of 122 amino acids. Gene Ontology annotation, biological process: guard cell differentiation; stomatal complex development. The record is from RefSeq and is a predicted model, not a curated record. NCBI's taxonomy places the organism in Eukaryota, Viridiplantae, Streptophyta, Magnoliopsida, Poales, Poaceae. The transcript is spliced from 2 exons.